AUGCCGACCAUGACAAGCCGGGUUCAGCUACCCGCGCUUCGAACCCGAGUCAUGGAGCCCACCCGCAUCAUUGUCGACGCGGCGAGAUCCAAUGAGCAGACCGGGAUGCAGGCCCACGGCGGGCCCUGCCAGGCGCAACUGGGAAUCCGGGGAAGCCGGAGACGGCCAUUUACGCGGAGUUUGGGCGAAGGCGACUGUGUGGGCGAGACGAUGCGAUCCACUCCGCACGAUUGGGGCAAGUCAAGCGCCUUUGCCGAGCUCGGCUUGUCCGGUCCGCGGGUUGCAGCUCCCGCUUUGGGAUGA
Molecule: messenger RNA, 303 nt
Organism: Penicillium argentinense
Lineage: Eukaryota; Fungi; Ascomycota; Eurotiomycetes; Eurotiales; Aspergillaceae
Exons: 1
Coding region: 1-303 (100 amino acids)
Source: RefSeq, a predicted model, not a curated record